This is a messenger RNA of Coffea eugenioides, 3003 nucleotides long. RefSeq lists its product as uncharacterized. The transcript is spliced from 13 exons. The coding region runs from base 16 to 1986 and encodes 656 amino acids. Lineage: Eukaryota; Viridiplantae; Streptophyta; Magnoliopsida; Gentianales; Rubiaceae. The record is from RefSeq and is a predicted model, not a curated record.
GAGAGAAAGACGUAAAUGGGGAUUCUCUGCUUCGUACUGGAUUUGAGAAGCCUCUCGCCUUCGCUACUUCGAGACUUAAAGCAGUCACUAUUGCAGCUGGCGAACUACUACGCUAUCUACACUCCGAGCGGCGGCAAUAGCGGCCUUAGAACUCAGUCAAAGCCGCUGCUUGAUCGAAUUGGACUUUGCUAUAUCUUCACUAAUCGCAUUUCAUGCUCCGUCGAACUGAAGGUCGCCUAUAGUCCAACAGGAAACUUCAGUCUCCGUGAUUUUCACCAUGCUGUGAACAAUUUGCCUACUGAUGCUUUUUCUCCCGAGUUUGACAUUUCUGGUUCUCUAUCUUGUACUGAUUUGAAAAUUUCAAGCAUUCUAAGUGAUAAUGUUCUAUAUUCCUGGGGAGGACAUGCUAGAGAUAUUACAAGAAAAGUGUUUUUGAUUAGUGCUUGCAUAGUUCAGCAUCUGGAUGAUGAUACCAAAAAGGUUCUCAUGGAUGCAGCAGACAUGUGUGUUUCUGUGGAGUUUAUUUUCAUUCAGCACAUAACAAACCAUCUUGGUGAUGGUGUUGAGAAUAUUAACAACUUCAUAAAGCAAAUUGGUGAUCUUGAAAAUUGCUCAUUUCGAUCCUGUCUUUCAGAUGCACAUGUGUUUUCCAGAAUGGCGAAACAAUGGUUUCAGGAGCUGAAAGAUGACAUGGAAGAACCUCUACACUCUCGGUUUAUCUUCAAGUCCAAUCUGCUAUACAAUGUCAACCAGUUGUUAUGCAACUUGUGUAGAUGUUUCAAUCCUGUAGUUGAUGGGUUCAUUCCUUGUCAGACAUGUUGGUGUCAUGGCAUUCCACUUGACAAAUCAAAUGUGGACCAGAGCAAGGGUUCUUAUUCUUGUCCAGAAACUGGACAAGAUCUUCAAGAAUUGGAUCUGAAUGAAAACUCUGUCAAAAUUGGAGAGAAUACAAUCUUGUUUAUGCCCUCCUUUGAAUGCCGUCAGAAGCUACCACAAAUAGUUUCACCAAUUGAUUUCCAUGUCAUUGAACGAACUCCUCUAGGGUCACUAAAUGAAGGGUUUAUUUUUGGUGCUUCAUAUGUUGUUGCUCCAUCAACAUUUAAUGAGUUUGAUGAGACUGACAAGUCAGAGCAAAACAAUCAACUUUUUCAAGUGAUCUGUCAUCUACUAAAUUCCCUUGAUCAGGGUUUGGUUUGUUCUUCAAAUUGCAAUGUUGAAAAUAUGAGGGAGACUUCCUUUCUCUGCUAUUACCUUCUACUGCCUUCAGAUAAAGGGAUGCUUCUCCGGCGGCUUGUGGCAUCAGAGGAAAUCUUGCCUGUUGUUGAUGCAAAUCAAUUUCCUUACCCUACAAUGGCCAAAGAAAUGGAGAGCUUGGUUCGGUCCUCUUUGCUUAAGAUUGAAGCAACUACCUACUGUCCACUACAGCAUGAGAGAGGCUUCCAUCAGAAACUAAACUUCCUUGUAAAAGAGAGUCUACAAUUUGGAGCAAUACCUCCUAAGAUUAGAGAAGCACCUGUAGACUUUUCGACUUUGAAAGACUCAGAAGAGGUUGUAGAACCAACCCAAGCAGCUGCAGUGGUUGUCACAAAAGAGAAAAUGCCACCACUAAGUGAAGAAGUACAGGAAAACGAAGCCAAUUCAUAUAUUGAAGAGGAAUGGGAACAAUUGAUUGUCACUGAACUACCCCAAAUACAUUCACCCAUACAAGUCUCCAAGCCAAAAUUGGAUCAUCCACUACCAUCACCAUCACAGAGCAACAGGCAAAUAGAUGAAAAAACUUCAAAAAUCCUGGAGAGAUUGGAGAUUCCCAGGCAGUUAAAAAAAAAAGCAGUUUCACCCAAAACCCUGGGCAUUGGCACUUCUCAGACAUGCAUGCUUACUAAGAAGCCUCUUAUCCCUUACGGGCCUUCUCGUGCUGAUGAUCAGAGUACAUUGGCCAGCCAACCAAUAAAGCCCAAUUUCCAAAAGCUAAAGAGGAAAAGAUAAUUGAAGGAAAUUCUUAUGUCGAGUCCAAUGUCGCCCUGCACCAAAAUGUUCACGAGUUUCUCUUUUAUUUGUUGUUGUUGCUGCUGUUCUUAUUUUUCUGGUAUCUCUAUACAAGACAAAGAGGAGAGUACCCUCAAACUCUUGCAUGAAGGAACUGUAAAUUCCAUUUUUAACCUAACUGGAGGUACGUUUUGAAGUUCAAUUCAUCUCUAUGCCAUGGCUAGCAUUUUUUCUCUUUUAUGCACAUGCACUAGCAUGAAUUUAAUCUUCACCUGGAAUAUCACAUUGCUUAAAAUAGAUAACAUGUUAGCCAUGGCAUAGAGCUCAACCUAGAAAAUCUGGACAUCUUAGGAGUUUUAGAUGAUGUCAAGAUGUCUCUCCUCUCUCACAUCUCAAGCUAAUUGCCUAGUUUGCAAGCACUAGCUUGGGAAAGCGGACAAAAUUUAGACAUUUAUUUAACUUGCACAGCGACAUCAAAAAAUCUGGAUGCGUGCAUUAUCUGCAAAAGAUAGAGAUGAGAGUUUUACGGCAUAGCGAAACGUUAGAUUGAUGUUGCUUUUUAACUUUUUGAGUUAGACCAUUCCAUGAUUGAGCUUCUUUUUCCAAAUAAUGCUGUGUGAUUGAAGGCCCAUUGGUCCUGAAUACUAAAGUGGCAUCCUUUAAGUGAAAGAAAUAUCAUGUUGGAUGAGACUAAUACGAAGGUGAUAUGAUGCUCAUAAGUUGCUGAUUCCAGAAUCAGGAAAGGUGACGUAGGACUGGAGACGUGUUAUGACCAUUUGUGUAACUACCUGUCUGGAAGCAGAUAUUCCACUUUAGAUCAAGAUGAUUCGUUUAUCGUAAUAGUGAUUGUGGGAAAUUGCAUCUUGUAAUUAGGCCCCACACGUGCUGUUAUAUGCGUUAGGGAGGUUGCUGGAUGGACGAUCCUGUGCUUCCGCGUCCCCAUCAACCUUGUAAAGUUAAGCAGGCUUCCCUGUCGACUUGUUGAAUCUGUAACUGGUAGGUGCUUGCUUGAAUCCA